Daucus carota subsp. sativus is the source of this 5726-nucleotide messenger RNA. RefSeq lists its product as uncharacterized. The transcript has 15 exons. Bases 192 to 5057 code for a protein of 1621 amino acids. NCBI's taxonomy places the organism in Eukaryota, Viridiplantae, Streptophyta, Magnoliopsida, Apiales, Apiaceae. The record is from RefSeq and is a predicted model, not a curated record. Gene Ontology annotation, molecular function: protein binding; cysteine-type deubiquitinase activity. Gene Ontology annotation, biological process: protein deubiquitination.
ACUCACAUAAAUAUUACUGAAAGAGAAGAAGCUCCGAAAGUCUCUCUACAUCAACGCCGAUCGAUUUCAACUUAAUCCUUCUCUCAUUUCAACACUGCUUUGAUUCAAAGUAAGUAUUUGAUUAAUUAAUUGAUUUUAAUUGUUAAUCUGUGGUGAUUAUAUAUAUAUGAAAUUGGAUUUGUUGGGAAGUGAUGGGGCAUAAGAAGCGAGGGGCUGCUCCUCGCUCGAAGACGUCACCGGCGAUUGAUUCCGGUAACGGAGUUGUUGCUGGUGGUGAAUUGGAUGGGAAUUGUAGUUUAGAUUUGUCGAUUCGACGGAAUGAAUCGAAUGAAGUAGUGGUUAGUAAAGUUAAGGGGAGUGAAUUAGGUGUUUCUAAUUAUGGUGCUAUUAAGUUGGAGUGUGAGCGGGCGUUGAAUGCGCUUGCGAGGGGGAAUCAUACGAAAGCCCUAAGGCUUAUGAAGGAUAUGUGUGUGAGGAAUGAGAAUUCGCCGUAUUUGGCGUUGAUUUAUCGAGUGCAGGGGACGGUGUGUGUGAAGGUGGCGUCGGUUAUAGAUGAUUCAAAUACGAAGCAGAGGCAUUUGAGGAAUGCGGUGGAGAGUGCGAGGAAGGCAGUGGUGUUGUCACCGAAUUCAAUUGAGUUUGCGCAUUUUUAUGCGAAUUUGAUGUAUGAGGCUGCGAGUGAGGCGAAGGAUUACGAGGAGGUGGUGCAAGAGUGUGAGAGGGCUUUGGGGAUUGAGAAUCCUGUUGAUCCGGGGAAGGAGAGUUUGCAGGAUGAGAGUCAGUUGAAGUUGUCUACACUUGAUUCGAGGGUGUCACAUGUGCAGAAUGAGCUGAGGUCGUUGAUUCAGAAGUCGAAUAUUGCUUCGCUUUCAUCGUGGAUGAAGAAUCUUAAUAACGGGGAGGAGAAGUUUCGGUUGAUUCCGAUUAGGAGGGCUACGGAGGACCCAAUGGAGGUGAAAAUGGCUCAAUCACGGAGGCCUAAUGAGAUUAAGAAGGCAACUAAGACGCCCGAGGAGAGGAGGAAAGAGAUUGAAGUUCGGGUUGCUGCUGCACGGUUGUUGCAGCAAAAGACGGAGUCACCUCAAUCCCAAAAUGAAGGUGAUAAGGUUAUAGAAACCUCUUCAGGAUCUGGUCAGCGAGCCAGUGAGCGGAGAAAGAAUGUCAGAAAAACUGCAUCUUCUGCUGAAAGAAAGGAUUUGGUUCAAUCUUUUUGGAAAUGUAUGAGUUUGGAAAUGAAGAAAGACUUGUUUAAAAUAAAAGUCUCGGAUAUAAAAGCACAUUUCAGCUCGUCAAAGGAGGGGCUGGCAUGUGAAGUCCUUUCAGAAGCUUUAUCAUUUGCUGAAGUUAAUAAAGGGUGGAAGUUUUGGGCGUGCUGCCGUUGCGGCGAGAAGUUUGCCAGCUCUGAGUUGCAUAUUGACCAUGUUAAUCAGGAGCACUUGGGCAUCCUGUUGCCUAAAAUGCAGGCACUUUUGCCCCAAAAUAUUGGAAAAGAGUCAACUGACUUGCUUCUCAACUGUCCUUGGAAACCAUUGGACAUCAAUGCCGCAGUGAUUUUGCUUGAGAAACAUUCAAAUGGUCAAGCAUCUGAUGAACAGAAGGACUUGUUCGCGGACAGUUGUGUCUAUGAAGAUGCAUGGGAUUCAUCCCAGAGAUUGGGUGAAAUAUGCAAUGACAUAAAUACGGAGAGCAAACAAUAUGAUAAUAUUUCUGACAUGAAGUGGAUGGACUACAAUGAAAAUCCAGAUGGCAAGACAACCUUUCUUCCUGAUAACUGGCCAUUGUUCGAUGAUUCUGAACGUGCAAAGCUCCUUGAGAAAAUUCAUUCUAUACUGGACUUGUUAAUUCAACAUAAAUACCUGGCCCAAAGCCAUCUCAGUAAGGUGAUACAGUUUGCAAUGGAUGAGUUGCAGGGGCUUUCGGCUGGUUCUCGGCUUUUUAACUAUGGAGUUGACCUGACAUCUGUAUGCAUAUGCUUUUUAGGUGCUCCUGAGCUGAAGAAAAUACAUGCAUUCUUACAGGAGCUAUCUCAUUCUUGUGGGGUAGGUAGAUAUUCUGAGAAGAGUAAUUCUGUGGAUGACUUUAGCAGUAGUAGCCAAGCUGUUGAUAUUGUAGAAAAGGUAGUUUUUGAUGAAUGUGAAUCAUGCCUUUUGUUUGAUGAGCAUUUCUUGCCUUGGGAGGUACAUCCAACCACAUGCCAUGAUGUUCUUCCAGCUGAUGCAACUAGAUCAUUUUCAUCCCGUGAAUCUUCUGAGAAUAGGCAUGUUACCGAUGAAGAUGCUUUAUUAUCCUGGAUAUUUACAGGUUCCAGUUGUGGUGAACAGUUGGCUAUCUGGAAACGAAAUAGAGAUGAAAAAGCACAUCAGGGAGUGGAAAUUCUUCAGACACUUGAGAAGGAAUUUCACCACCAGCAAAGCUUGUGUGAGAGAAAAAGUGAGCAUCUAAAUUAUGAGGAGGCAUUGCAAAUGGUAGAGGAUAUCUGUCUUGAGGAAGGUAAAAAAAAAGAGAAUGCCACUGAUUCUGUUUCCCGAAGUUAUGAGUCCGUCUUAAUGAAGCGACGGGAAGAACUCAUUAAAAGUGACAGUGAUGGUUUGCUCAUCAGCAAUAGGAUUGAACUGGAUGCAAUCUCUAAUGUUUUAAAAGAAGCAGAAUCUUUGGAUGUCAACCAUUUUGGAUUUGACGAGACUUAUGCUGGUGUGAAUUCUCCUUUUUGUGACCCAGAAUCUGGUGAAGAGGCUGACUGGAAGACAAAGGACUAUCUGCAUCAAGUGAACUCUUGUAUUGAGGUCGCAAUCCAGAGACAAAAAGAACACUUGUCUAUUGAGCUCAGCAAAAUUGAUGCUCGAAUUAUGCGCAAUGCUAGUGGGAUGGAAGAACUAAAAGUCAAGCUUGAUCCUGUUUCUGCCUAUGAUUAUCAAUCAAUAUUAGUACCUCUAAUAAAGUCAUUUAUGAGGGCACGGUUGGAAGAUCUUGCAGAAAAAGACGCGACACAGAAAUCAGAUGCUGCUAGAGAAGCAUUUUUAGCAGAACUUGAUUUAGACUUGAAAAAGGGCAUAGGUGGAGUAUCUGAUAAUACAAAACAUCUGCAUGAGAAAUCUAAGGAGAGAAAGAAGAAUAAGGAUUCCAGAAAAACCAAGGACCAUAAAGUUUCUGGUAGCAGUGAACUGCAUAUGCUGAACCAUGGGACUGCUGAACAGACAAUGUCAGUAUUUGCAAGUAAUGUGAGUCAUCCAGAUCUUGAAACUGUUGCUGGGACUGCUAUUGAGUCAAAUAACCAGGAAGAACUAAGAAGGAAGAUCGAGCUUGAAGCAGAAGAAAGGAAACUUGAAGAAACCUUGGAUUAUCAACGACGAAUUGAAAAUGAGGCUAAGCAGAAGCACCUCGCUGAGCAACAUAAAAAAUCUGCAGCAGUUUCAGAGGAGGUGGCAGUUGGAUUGCCAGAUGAUUAUUUCACACACAGUGCUAAUGAUAAAAAGGUGCAUGGACAAAUAAAACACCGUAGGCAGGAAUCGUCGGGUCAGAGUGCUGGAUUUUCAAAUCUCUCAGAACCUGUGCCUGAAGACCCUGGAGAGGAAGCAUCCCAGUUUAUUGGUAUCACCAAUGACCAUCUUUAUCAUGAAAGAACUAAACAAAGCUUACCUGAUGAAGCUACUCGAAACAAUGGUGUUUUUAUUUCCGAGGGGGGACGCAAGGGAAGGAGGGGUAAACGCCAUAAAAAUUCGACAAACUUGGCUGAUGGAAAGUUGCAACCUCUGCCAUCUGAGACUGAAAUUGCUGAAGCAGGAAGAUCCCAUUCACAUGAAAGUACUCGUGAUGCUGAUUCUUCUGAGAGUAAUUCAAAAACACUAAGACAAAUACAUUCAGAGGAGGACGAUGAGGAGAGAUUUCAAGCGGACCUUCAAAGAGCUGUGCGCCAAAGCCUUGAUACAUUCCAUGCACACAAGAACUUUCCAAGUUCAAGGAUGCCCCGGAAAUUAUUAUCAGAACCGGGUAAUGGCGAAGUUUUGUCUCAUGAGACUACUAACGAAAGUGUCAAUGGGGCAGAAGCAUAUGGCUUAGGUCUAAAAAAUGAAGUCGGGGAAUACAAUUGUUUUCUAAAUGUUAUCAUACAGUCCUUAUGGCACAUAACACGUUUUCGUGAAGAGUUCUUGAGAAAAUCACUGUCGGGGCAUGUUCAUGUUGGCGAUCCUUGUGUUAUUUGUGCUUUAUUUGAUAUUUUUAAUGCCUUGAGCAUGGCAUCCACAGACUUGAAGAGAGAGGCUGUUGCCCCAACUCCCUUAAGGAUUGCUUUAAGCAACCUUUAUCCUGAAAGCAACUUCUUUCAAGAGGCUCAAAUGAAUGAUGCGUCUGAAGUUUUAGGAGUGAUAUUUGACUGUCUACAUCGCUCAUUCACAUCCGGCCUGGAUAUUUCUAAUAAUGAAAUUGUUGGAAGCAACAACCUGAGUUCAUGGGACUGUGCAAAUGACGCCUGUGUGGCACACAAUCUUUUCGGAAUGAAUAUUUCUGAAAGACUGAACUGCUAUAAUUGUGGUUUGGAGUCAAAAUUUAUGAAAUACACAUCUUUUUUUCAUAAUAUAAAUGCCAGUGCCCUCCGCACUAUAAAGGUUCUGAGUCCUGAAAGUUCCUUCGGUGAGCUUCUUAAAUUUGUUGAAAUGAAUGACCAGUACACUUGUGAUCCAGAAUCUAAAGGCUGUGGAAAGUUUAACUACAAGCAUCAUUUCCUUUCGUCCCCGCCUCAUGUUUUUACAACAGUUUUGGGAUGGCAGAAUACAUGUGAAAACAUUGAUGACAUUAGAGCUACAUUGGCAGCAUUAGCUACUGAGAUAGACAUUGGUGUUCUCUAUCAAGGCCUUGAUCUGAAUAAUCGACAUUGCUUAAUUUCAGUGGUUUGCUAUUAUGGGCAACAUUAUUUUUGUUUUGCAUACAGUCAUGAUCAUGAACGGUGGAUUAUGUAUGAUGAUAAAACCGUCAAGGUGAUUGGUGGUUGGGAUGAUGUUAUUCUGAUGUGUGAAAGAGGACAUCUGCAACCUCAGGUGCUCUUUUUCGAAGAUGUAAACUAGAUACAUGUAACAAAUCACAUUCUCUGAUUCUCAUAAAAAGAAGGCUUUGAGCUUUUUGUGGGUUGAAGUGUGAAGAUGCAACAGAGACAUUGCACCGGCAGGAUUGAUACUCGUAAAUAUGGGACUUAAUAUCCAGAACGAGGAUAUUGGCAGUAAAGACUUACUGUUAUAAUCAAGAAAUUUUGUAGAGUUACAUACACCCUUAGCGGAGCAAAUGAAUAUGUUUAUGGAAUGAGAGCUGGUGGUAUUGAGGUAUACUUGUGAAAACAAUCGAAGUUCUUGUUAGUAAAGUUUUCCCAUUAUCCUGGGUGUUAGAAUAGGUUUGUUCUGAAAAUUGAUGAAAUCUAAUGGUCAUGAUGUAUAGACGCAGAAAUUCGAGAUAAUGUUCAACUUAGUUUUCAUGUUAUGGCGGUGUUUUCAACUUGGAGGUGGUUUGGGUGAGAAUAAAAUUGCAGAUCUUUUUAAGUUGCCGGGCCAUGGAUAUACUUUGAGCAUGUGAUGAUGUCGAUAACUUGUUAACUGGUAUGAUUUGCCAGUAUUUUAUUGCAGUGAUACCUAGGAAUAGUAAAAAACUAUCAGGUACUUUUAGAUUUGUAUUUCCUUUUUGUUCUUGAAAAUGACUUGGUUUUGUAUAGUGAAUAUUACAGAUAUUUGGAUCUUUACUUUAUA